Arachis duranensis is the source of this 1936-nucleotide messenger RNA. Its product is annotated as LEAF RUST 10 DISEASE-RESISTANCE LOCUS RECEPTOR-LIKE PROTEIN KINASE-like 1.1. The record is from RefSeq and is a predicted model, not a curated record. The transcript is spliced from 4 exons. Bases 10 to 1860 code for a protein of 616 amino acids. NCBI's taxonomy places the organism in Eukaryota, Viridiplantae, Streptophyta, Magnoliopsida, Fabales, Fabaceae. Gene Ontology annotation, molecular function: protein kinase activity; ATP binding. Gene Ontology annotation, biological process: protein phosphorylation.
GUUCUUGUCAUGGCACAAGAAGAUAAGUGUCCAGCCUCUUUUAAGUGUGGGGAACUUGGCACCAUUGGCUUCCCUCUCACAACCACGCAGCACCCACACUGCGGUGUAUUGCCAAUCCAUGGCUGCAAAGAUCCAAAUGCCAACAAAACAAUUCAACUAACACAUCUUCCAACAACAAGCAGGUUCGUUGUCAAAUCCGUGAACCACAACAAUGCCACAAUAAUCGUCAGAGAUGAGACUCUACGUGAUUAUUUGCGAUCUAAAAGCUGCAAAACCUUCAGUAACAAUUAUUUUGCUCUCAGUCUCAACUCUCCUUUAGGAUCCGUACGCAUAGUGAACAAUGUAACCCUCUUCAGAUGCAACCAUUCCGUGAAUGUCAGCGUCACCAUUCCUCAUAAUAUCUAUAACUAUACAGAGUGUAAUGAGUACAGUGUCUACUAUGGGCCCCCAAUUGGGAAUCCUCAGGGCUUCAGUGCUGGCCCAUUAGCGGCUUGCUCCAAAAUUCAGUUAGCAUUAAAGGACAACUCAGAUACUUCUGACCCCUUUUCAUUUCUAUCUGAUAACAUCCUCAUCCACGUGCUUUUAUCUGACGAUUGCACAAAGUGUAUUGCUCAUACAAGAGGCCACUGUCAACUUGACAUCCAUGGAAAAUUCUAUUGCCUCAGACUCAGAGAUCGAAAUUUGCCUUGGAAGCUAGCACUUGGUAUUGGACUCCCAGGCUUCAUUAUAAUUGUCUUGCUGCUGUUUAUAUGGCUUCGGAAACCAAAAGGCGGCCCUGAUUUCCACUCAAAUCCGCAAGAAGCAGAGACAGAAAGUGACAAGGUCUACUUUGGGGUGCCUGUGUUCUCCUAUAAGGAUCUUCAAGUGGCCACAAAAUAUUUUGACAAUUCUGGAUUAAUUGGAGAUGGAGGCUUUGGAACUGUUUACUAUGGAAAACUGAGAGACGGACGUGAAGUUGCCAUCAAGCGCCUCUAUGAGCACAACUACAGGCGAGCAGAACAAUUCAUGAACGAAGUUCAGAUCCUAACCCUCGUGCGACACACAAAUCUGGUGUCUCUCUAUGGCUGCACUUCACGCCACAGCCGCGAACUCUUGCUUGUCUACGAAUAUGUUUCCAAUGGCACGCUUGCCUGUCAUAUCCAUGGCGAAUCAGCGAAGCGCAGCUUCCUACCUUGGUCUACAAGAAUCAAAAUCGCCAUAGAGACCGCUACUGCAUUGGUAUAUCUCCAUGCUUCAGAUAUCAUCCACCGUGAUGUGAAGACAAACAACAUUCUCCUUGACAAGUGUUACAGUGUUAAGGUUGCUGAUUUUGGGCUUUCAAGACUAUUCCCCAAUGAUGUAACCCAUGUUUCCACAGCACCACAAGGGACUCCGGGUUAUGUUGAUCCUGAAUAUCAUCGCUGCUACCAGCUUACUAGCAAGAGUGAUGUUUAUAGUUUCGGAGUGGUGCUAGUUGAGCUUAUAUCUUCUAAGCCUGCUGUUGACAUGAACAGGGAUAAGGAUGAGAUUAACUUGUCUGAUCUAGCCAUAAAUAAGAUUCAAAACUGCGCAUUGAGCGAGCUGGUAGAUCUUUCUCUUGGUUUUGAUUCAGACAUUGAGAUUAAGGAUAAGAUAGCUUGGGUGGCAGAGUUGGCUUUUCAAUGUUUGCAACGGGACAGAGAAUUGAGACCUUCCAUGGAAAAGGUUUUGAAGAUGCUGAUUAAAAUUGAAAGUGGGAUGGGUAGAGAUGAACAUAUGAUUGAAGUAGAUGUGCAUCCACCACCAUCAUCUCCGUCUUCGCCAGAUCUGGAUGAGAAUGAGAUUGAAGUAUUUGAAACCAUGGUACUGCCGCCUUCACCAAAAGUCCUCAUUCAUACAUGAAAAUUAGAAUAAGGAUGGAGACAAAAUUCUAUGUAUAGGAAUAUGUUUGAUUUAUGUUUAUAAUUACUUUAUAAAA